This is a messenger RNA of Didymodactylos carnosus, 972 nucleotides long. NCBI's taxonomy places the organism in Eukaryota, Metazoa, Rotifera, Eurotatoria, Philodinida, Philodinidae. The record is from the annotation of a GenBank genome assembly.
AUGGCUGACCAAAUUGUAGCCUAUUUACUCCGAACAGCGUUGGAAGAACAAACACCAAAAUGUUUUGGUAGAAAAGAUGAAAAUGUGACGGAUUGGAUAAGGUCGGUAACAGUUGAAUUCGAGUUGGCCAAGUGUCCAGAUCAUGACAAACUAGAUUGGGUUCCAACAUUUUUACGUGGAGAAGCAUUAACCUGGUAUAUUAAGAAUAUGGAUAAAAUUAAUUCAUGGGAGACAUUUAUUGAAGAACUAGAGAAAAAAUAUUCCUCAGUCGAAGAACAACAUCCGAGUGAUUCAGCUGCAGUUACACACGCUCACUCAUAUUCAUUUCAUCAGCAACACUAUCAAGUACGUUACGAUCCACUCACGUCAAUAUCACCGACACCUAUGUCGACAUUACUGGAGUAUGAAGAAUUCGAAUGGCCAGUACAAGGUGAAACAUGGACUGAUUAUGAGCUAAGACCGCAACGAAAAGAAUUUCGAGUAACACCAGUAGCUGCCUGUCAUAUAUUCCAUACCAGUACACUAUCAGGUACAUUAUCCAUAACAUCACAAGUAGAACAAGUAUUUGAAGAAAACGAAGAACAAGGAGCCGAAUUAGAAGUUAAUGAUGAUCGCCAACGACAAUUACACAAUAGUGUUAUUCGACUGAUGGAUGAAGAUCGUACACUCUUAUUGUCGAAAUUAUAUGGUGUGAUAAAAAGUUUACUAGUGAAAAGGAAAGUAAAACCAUUAUUGUCAUCAGUCCCGUUAUUCCAGUUCGCUCUAUCUAGUAGUGGCUUAUCAUCGGACCACAUAACAUCCUUUCAUGGUAAUACAACUGGCAGCAGAGGAUUAUUAACAACUAGUAUUGCAGAUAUAUAUCAAGUAUUAGAUGCCUGUAGUCGUCUAUUUCACCCCUGCCUACUGGAAUAUGACAAAAUGCUCAAGACAUUUGGGGACUGGAAUUACUUAUGGCCGUUUCUGGUGCCUUGA